UGUUAUCCGUCACCGUCAUCCUCUCAUUGCAAAAUGUUUUCAAUUUGCUGUGAUGCGACUACAUCCCGAUAGUGCCACAGAAAUAAAUUUCGCCUAAUCAUUAUCAAUGCGCGCUUGUUUGUCUAGCUGCGCCCGUCCGGCUAGUGAACCCAGCGCGCCGCCAAUACGCAAAACAUGAGCAAUCCGUUUUCAGCGCUCGUCGACGAGCCAAUUGCCUCACCAGAACAGUCGUCGAAACAAUUGCCACAAACAAUGUCGCGUGAGACCAAGCAUUUGGAGCAGACUUUCGGCUUUACGCUGAACGAAAUGCGUGCAGGUGAGCAGGGCCUUGUAUAUCUAGAGGACCAAGCUGUUGCCUACAACACCGACGAUUUAACGGUCGCUAUUCUGGAACAUGCAAUUGGUGAUAGAUUGUAUCUAGUCACAAUGGAAACUGUUGCUUGUAUGAGCACAAUUAGCAGUAAUGGCAAAGACAGUGCUGUUAAUGAUACUGCUGGAGAGUGUAGAGUGGUGUGGUACUUGUUUAAAUGCUUUCAAACCAACUGGGAGUCAAACUAUGAAGAAAUUAAACAAGAUGUUCAAGCAAUUAUACUCAGGAACAUGUGUACAGCACUCAAAGCACCUGAUUUAUAUGAUGGACAGAAUGUAUUUGUGCAGUUUAUAGAUAUUCUCAUGCAGGAACACAAUGGAGAAGUGUUUUUCAAGGAAAUUUACAAGGCUUUCAAAGAGGAAGAAGGAGGAUCUGAUGCAAUUAGGCUUCCAUACUUAAAUCUCCUCAAAGCACUGCAUCUGAACAUAGCCAAGAUGACAAUAAUGACUCUCAACAUCAAAAUCUUUGACAUUCUGAAACUCAUCAUUUCCUACGAAGAUUUAUCGUUGUUAUUAAUGGAAUAUUCAACGGCACGCAACACCAUAGGUUUCGAAUACUCCAAUACACUCCUCGGAGCGUUAUUCACCAUCUCAAUACUGCCGAAAACCAACCUGGGCGCGUACGAAUUCUUUCAGAACCCAUUGGACCCAGCGUCGAACAUUGCCACCGAAAACACACUCUUCAGCAAUUCGGAAUCGGUGACAAAUCACAUCCAUAGCGUGUUUUUAACGCUGCUAAAAUCCGGAACAAAAGUGCGAUCACUAGUUUUAGCAUGGAUUGGCAAAUGCUUGAAAGCAAAUGUUAAUAGAGGCAAGUUAUGGAGUAUGCACAAUACCGAUGGAAUAUCAAAUGCUGAUUAUGUGAGUGAUGGCUUUAUGCUCAACAUGGGCGCGGUGUUGAUGAAGUUUUGCAUGCCGUUCUGCGAACCAGCGCAUCAGGCGAAACUGCUGAAAGUAGAUCCGACUUAUUGUGCAGUUACAGAGGCAGAGUGUGAAGCUAAAGGUGUGCAUUUGACGAAUUUACAACAGGAGACUUGUUUAGUUCCAUGUGAAGAUACAUCGGAAGUAAGGGUAACAUCGUCCACUUAUAAUUUUAUCACGGAGUGUUUUUUCAUGGCCCAUAAAGCAAUUGAUUUGGGAUUUAAAGUAAUUGGAGACAAAUUAGUACGUCUAAAUCAGGAAAUGGGAAGAAUUGAACGAACCUACAACGAAACAAUGGCCCAAAACCCAAACAGUCCACUCGUCGAGCAAAUAAAAAACCGCAUGGCAAGCGAAAUGGGCCGCUACCUGUCAAUGAAAGCAGCGUUAUCCGAACCAGUGAUGAUCGAAAUGAUGUUCCACUUGAUAUCGGGUACUGCCUAUUGGUUUACGCAAGUGAUCGUCAAUGAUUUCCCAGCGGACACCAAGGACUACAUACCUUUAGUACAAAAAACCCUAGAAUUUCCACUAAAUGAAUCCGUUCCUAACACAUUAAAAUGCAUUCCAGAAUUCCUAGUCGAAAACAUUGUCACAUAUUUGGUAUUUUUACGCCGUUUUAAUCCGAAGUUGUUUGAGAUGCAGGGCUACACCGAAAUGCAGCCACUGCUCACGUCUAUCCUGAUUUAUAUGGGCUCUCCACAACGCAUGAAGAAUCCACAUUUGCGUGCACGACUUGCAGAAGGUCUCGAAGCUCUUUUACCACAUCAUAAAGACGAACCAGAAGCGUUAAACACUCUUGGUGGGUACCAACGCGAAAUGCUCUUUAAUCAACACGAACAUAGAAUGGAAAUAGUUCGGAAUUUACUUGAAGUUUUCGUUGGUAUCGAGAUGACAGGGCAAAGUGUUGAAUUCGAACAGAAAUUUAACUACAGGAGACCGAUGUACAUCGUUAUGGAUUAUUUAUGGGAGUUACAAGAACACCGAGAGAUUUUUACGACGUUGGCGGAAGAAGCAGAAGCUAAUAUCGAAGCAGUAACACCACCGUUAUUUUUACGUUUUAUCAAUUUACUAAUGAACGACGCUGUUUUCUUGCUUGAUGAAAGUUUGGCGAACAUGUCGAAACUUAAAGAAAUGGAACAAGUGCGUGAGAGUGGCGCAUGGGAUCGACUUCCAAUUGCGGAACGCUCGCAGAAUAUCAACUACAUUGCUCACAUUGGUAUGAUUGCACGUUUUGAUAACAUUUUGGGUAAAGAAACGAUUAAGACGAUCGAACGGUUGACGUCUCGUAUAAAAAUCGUUUUCACUCACUAUACGAUGGUGGAUCGUGUGGCGGCCAUGUUAAAUUAUUUCCUGUUGAAUUUGGUGGGACCUAAUCAAAGGAAAUUCAAGGUGAAAGAUUCGAAAGAGUACAGUUUUGAUCCAGCCGGAACAGUUCUGGACAUCUGUAAGAUUUAUGUAAAUCUUAAAGAGAACAACGAUUUCUGUCUGGCUGUGUCACAAGAUGGCCGCUCAUAUAAACCGUCAUUGUUUGGGCUGGCUCAAGAUGUUUUAAUUCGCAUCGGUGGCGGAUCACUUAUUGGUGAACUGCAGGAAUUGGCAUCGAAGGUUUCCCGACUUGCUGAGGAACAUCAGGUGACUGAGGAUGCGAUCGCUGACGCGCCGGAUCACUUUUUAGAUCCGAUUAUGUCGACGCUCAUGAGGGAUCCGGUGGUUUUGCCGAGUUCCAAGCAAACUGUUGAUCGAUCGACUAUUGCCAGGCAUUUGUUGAGUGACCAAACGGAUCCAUUUAAUCGAUCUCCAUUGACGAUGGAUCAAGUAAUACCUAAUCAUGAGCUUCACAGUGAAAUCCAUGCCUGGCUCGACCAGAAGAAGCCGUCGAAGUCGUAGUUAUCACUUUAGUGAAACUUUUAUGCAAUGCUAUUCUUUAUUAUAAUUAUUUUGUUGAUUAUAUUUCAGUUUUUUUGUUAGUAGUGAUUUUAUUUUAUUGGUUAUACGAGGAUUGGGAUGUUUUUGUAUGAAAUUUUGUAAGAUUUCAAACGACCAGUUACUGGUCUCACUGAUGUUUGUGUAAAACAAAGUAGACGUCGCGUGAAUUUUGUGGAAUAUCAAAAAUAAAAAUGAAUUUGAAGAUGAAAAUAA
Messenger RNA from Dalotia coriaria, 3426 nucleotides. RefSeq names its product Ubiquitination factor E4A (gene Ube4A). The transcript has 7 exons. Lineage: Eukaryota; Metazoa; Arthropoda; Insecta; Coleoptera; Staphylinidae. Gene Ontology annotation, cellular component: cytoplasm; ubiquitin ligase complex; nucleus. Gene Ontology annotation, biological process: protein polyubiquitination. Bases 175 to 3174 code for a protein of 999 amino acids. Gene Ontology annotation, molecular function: ubiquitin-ubiquitin ligase activity. The record is from RefSeq and is a predicted model, not a curated record.